Fundulus heteroclitus (mummichog) is the source of this 3607-nucleotide messenger RNA. RefSeq names its product zinc-binding protein A33. The transcript has 6 exons. The record is from RefSeq and is a predicted model, not a curated record. The coding region runs from base 481 to 1875 and encodes 464 amino acids. Gene Ontology annotation, molecular function: zinc ion binding; protein binding. Lineage: Eukaryota; Metazoa; Chordata; Actinopteri; Cyprinodontiformes; Fundulidae.
AAAAAAAAAAAAAAGUUGCACCAUUUUUAUCUCACAUUCCUCUGAGCGGAUGGCCAUUUGUCAAACCGAGUCGCUGACAGUCCGGUUAUUUAAAGACGCUUGUUGCUGUGUGGCCUUAAGCCGUCAACGCAGAUGUCACCGCCGAAAACAUUCAAAGGAAUUAUCCUGAAAGAUCACAUUCCAGCCUUAUAGAGAGAGAGAGUUACCAACCGGUUUUAAGUUCCUUCACAACAGACCAAUGAGGCUUCAUUUCCUGUUUGCCAGCUAUUCUACAUUAGGGGCUUUUCUCACACGGCCUCAUAAAUGAUGUUACACCCACAGAAGCUAUGCGGAGGAAAACCGGGAGCAUUUGCCUCCUCUCAUCGAGAACAAUAGAUCUGCUCGCAGCUCUGGCACUCUGAGACUUCGAGACGUGUUGACGCUAAAAAAAAAAGGCUUCCUCUUUUGAGCCGAGCGUUUCUUAAAUGCAAGGCGAUUAUCAUGUCUCUCCCAGAGGAGGAUCUGACGUGUCCCGUGUGCUGCGACAUCUUCAGGGACCCCGUCCUGCUGCCGUGCAGCCACAGCUUCUGCAGGAGCUGCCUGAAGCGAUGGUGGGACACGAGGAUAAGGGAAUGUCCGGUUUGCAGGAGGAAGGGGUCCAAAUCCCCUCCGCUCUCCAACUUGGCUCUGAAAAACGUCUGCGAGGCUCUGCUGCAGGUGAGGAGGCAGGACUCGCAGGAGGAGCAGGUGAGGUGCGGCGUGCACGGGGAGAAGCUGAAGCUUUUCUGCCUGGCUGACGAACAGCCCAUCUGCGUGGUGUGCCAGGCUUCCAAGCUCCACAAAAGCCACGACUGCUCCCCCAUCGAAGAGGCAAUUCUGGAGUGCAAGAACAAGCUGGAGUUCACGCUGAAAAGCUUGCAAAGCAAAAUGGAAAACCUCAAGAGAAUGUACGGAAGCUCCGCCGACAUGUUCACAUACGUUAAGUAUCAGACACUGGAAACUCAAAAAAAGAUAAGGAGCCAGUUUGGGCAGCUACGUCAAGCCCUCUGCGACGAAGAAUCGGCCAGAAUAGAAGCCGUGAAGAAGGAGGAAGAGGAGCGGUCUGCAGCAAUCAAAGAGAAAAUGAACGAGCUCUCGGCGGAAAUGCUGUCGGUCAUGGAGACCAUGUCUGCCGUUGAAGGACAACUGAAGGAAAAUGAUAUGACUCUGCUGAAGAACUUCAAAGCCACGCAGGACAGGGACAGAGACACGGUGGAUGGUUUAGAUGACAUGUCCGGCUUACUGAUGGAUGAGACGAAACACCUCUCCAACCUGAAAUACAGCGUCUGGGAGAAAAUACUGGACAACGUCGACUACACUUCUGUCACUUUGGAUCCCUGCACCGCACACCCGUGCCUCGUCCUAUCAGAAGACCUCACUUCCCUCCACUACUCCAAGCAGCCCAGCUCCUGCCCUGACAACCCGGAGCGCUUCCACGUGAGCGCAGAGGCGGUGGGCUCGACCUCGCUCGGCUCAGGAAACCACCGCUGGGUCGUGGAAACGGGAAGCAAUCAGGACUGGCUCCUGGGCGUGGCCUCAUUGUCCACGCCGAGGAACGCCGAGGUCGCAGCUCGGCCUGAAAACGGCUUUUGGACUUUGUGCUUCCGGGACGGAGAGCUGCGGGCCAUGAGCUCACCUCCCACCCCGCUGACUGUUGCGAGUAAGCCCGGGCAGGUCAGAGUCCAGCUGGAUUACAACAAGGGAAGCGUGUCCUUUUUUGACCACGCGGACAACUCUCUUCUGUAUGAGUUCACGCAGACGUUCAAAGAGCCUUUAUUACCAUAUUUUUACACACAGAGCAGUCACCCUCUGAGAAUAAUGCCUGAGAAGGUCCUUGUCACUGUGUUGAGGCAGUAAGCAGCUAUGUUUUUUUUUUUUUUUUUUUAAAUAGUUUUCCUGAUCCUAUAAGUUUGCCUUCCUGUGCCAAAAUUCUGGACUCAAACCCUAAAAAAAGUUUAAGCACAAAAACUUCCAGCUUUAAGAUCAAACCAAAUCUCACUUCUUCAACUUUAUCCACAUUAUGCCAUGUUAAAAAAAAAAAAAGAAAUCUGUGUAUUUUACCAGGAUUUUAGGCGGUGCAUAGUUUUAAGGGGACGGAAAAGGAAACGGGGAUGUUUUUUUUUAUUUUUUUAAAAGAGAGGAUUUACUAAUGAAAUCUGAAGAGUGUGGGAUGAUUUUUAUAUUUUAGCCCCCUGUCUUUACUUGGAGGAACCAGUUUUUUCUGCGGUGACAGCUGCUGGAAGUCAAACCUUCACCCCACGCCUUUUGUUUCCUAACCGGAUUUUCUUACACCUGAUGGAAGAAAACCAUCCCCUCAUCAUGAUGCUGCCACCGUGGUUUACUGUGAAGGUCAAGGUUAUUUUUUUCUGCCACAUAUAGCCGGGCCACAUUUUCCCCCAGGGGACUUGGUUUUGCACAGCUUUUUGAUUUAGGGUAUCAGAGUAAAGGGGGCUGAACUGAAUAUUGUUUGCAACAAAAGGGAGAGCGCAACAAACAAAGAUUUUCCUUCAUUUCACAGUUAUGCGCUGCUCUGUGUUGGUCUGUCAUAGAGCAAAGGGGGAGACGGGGCCUUCUCAAUGGUAGCUCUCCCCCCUCUAAUCUAGAUCUCUGUUGAGAUUUUUCAAAUUCAUGUAAAAUCGCAUCUCUUUUACAACUGCUUUGACAGCACUUUGUGGUCUGUCUGAAAAAAGGUUCAAGAUAAAUGAAGUUUACUUCUACUUACUUACAUUAGCAUCCAAAUGAAACACAUUUACCACAUCUGUGGUUCUAGCAUGACAGAAGGUGAAAAUGUCUAACGGCUAUCAAUAGUUUUGCUGGGGCCCGUAUAAUACGGCUUGGACUUUCGUCUUACCUGUUAAAACCUAUGAACCCCGGUUGUUCAUCUUGCAAUAAAUGGUUGGUCAUUGCUGCUCCAUCCGGAUAACGAGCUGCGCUGACUGUGGUAAACAACGCUGAGUGCCGGUUUGCUCUAAAUAAACACUGAAAUGGCUGCAUGAAGAGAUUUGUGUGUUUAGUUCAGGGGUCUAGACCUGCAGCUCCAGAGGACCAAAAAUAUAUAUUGGAGCAGAUACACUUAAAAAGGGACUCAGAAAGGUUUUUAUAAAUAAUACGUAAUUACUAAUUAGAACAAAAUCCACACUGGUUUUAGUUGAUUUUCUGUGUUUUUAUACAACAUUUGGACGGAAUUACUAGAACCGAAUUAAUAGUUUGCAAAAUUUCUUUACCAUAAUUUGACUCUACAAUAAAGAAAAUGUAUUGAUUUUCACUUUGUGUAGGUUUCAUGCUUUUCUUUAUUGUGAAACAUGAAACGAAAGAUAAAAUGGGGAUCCUUUAAUUUAAAAACUCCAAACAAAACUUUAAAAACUAUAUUUUAUUGAAGGAUUAUGUCACUUUUUGAAUUACCCUCUUUGGAAUAAAAAUGUUUAGACUCCUGAUUUAGUUUUUAGCAGGGACGCAAACUGAACUAAAUAUUAUGAAUUCUAUUCUAAAUAUGUGAAUGUAUUAAUAUUUGGUAUGUUGCUUAGAAGAAGGGAUAGUGGUUCAGAUUUCUUGCUCAUAAAUCAGAAAUAAAACAAAUACGGUUUAUUCA